Messenger RNA from Lepidothrix coronata (blue-crowned manakin), 6210 nucleotides. RefSeq names its product sulfatase 1 (gene SULF1). The record is from RefSeq and is a predicted model, not a curated record. Lineage: Eukaryota; Metazoa; Chordata; Aves; Passeriformes; Pipridae. Gene Ontology annotation, cellular component: endoplasmic reticulum; cell surface; Golgi apparatus. Bases 273 to 2876 code for a protein of 867 amino acids. The transcript has 22 exons. Gene Ontology annotation, molecular function: N-acetylglucosamine-6-sulfatase activity; glycosaminoglycan binding; calcium ion binding.
UGAGGAAGAGUGGAAAAAUAAUGAUAAUAUUUCUUUCUUGAAUAAGAAAAAGGUUUUGCCCAUAAUAAAUUCACUAUGCAAGACGUACAGACUUCUACCCAAUGCUAUGAAAAUUAACCAAGGCACAUUAAUUUCAGGAAAUCUUCAAAGGGCUCCUCCUACAGAUGUUCUGAACACGUCUGCGUCCCGGCAAUUUUUUACUGCACCCAGGCUUGAAAACUAGAGCUCAGACACUUCUGGAUCAGUCUUUUCAUUGAAAUACUGGAACUACUAUGAAGUCUUCUUGGUUUGCACUCAUCUUGGCAGUGCUCAGUACUGAAUUGUUAACAAGUCAGUGUUCCACCAUCAAGUCCCCAAGAUUCAGAGGACGUGUGCAGCAGGAGCGAAAAAAUAUCAGACCAAAUAUCAUCCUUGUACUCACAGAUGAUCAAGAUGUGGAGCUAGGGUCCUUGCAAGUGAUGAAUAAAACCAGAAGGAUUAUGGAGAAUGGAGGAGCCUCUUUUAUCAAUGCAUUUGUAACAACCCCGAUGUGCUGCCCAUCACGUUCCUCAAUGCUGACUGGGAAGUAUGUGCACAACCACAACAUAUACACCAACAACGAAAACUGCUCUUCUCCCUCAUGGCAGGCUACUCACGAGCCACGUACCUUUGCUGUGUAUCUCAAUAACACUGGGUAUAGAACAGCUUUUUUUGGGAAAUACCUCAAUGAAUACAAUGGCAGCUACAUCCCUCCUGGGUGGAGAGAGUGGGUUGGAUUAGUGAAGAACUCUCGCUUCUAUAAUUACACCAUUUCUCGCAAUGGUAACAAAGAGAAGCAUGGAUUUGAUUAUGCAAAGGACUACUUCACAGACCUAAUCACUAAUGAGAGCAUUAAUUACUUCAGAAUGUCUAAGAGGAUAUAUCCCCAUAGGCCCAUAAUGAUGGUCAUCAGCCACGCUGCACCCCAUGGCCCCGAGGAUUCUGCACCACAGUUCUCAGAGCUCUACCCCAACGCUUCACAGCAUAUCACUCCCAGCUAUAACUAUGCACCAAACAUGGAUAAGCACUGGAUUAUGCAGUACACGGGGCCCAUGCUGCCCAUCCACAUGGAGUUUACAAAUGUCUUGCAGCGCAAAAGACUUCAGACCCUGAUGUCAGUUGACGACUCUAUGGAAAGAUUACACCAAAUGCUUGCAGAGAUGGGAGAACUGGAGAACACCUACAUUAUUUACACUGCUGACCAUGGUUACCAUAUCGGGCAGUUUGGACUGGUCAAGGGGAAGUCAAUGCCGUAUGACUUUGAUAUUCGAGUUCCUUUCUUUAUUCGUGGCCCAAGUGUAGAGCCGGGAUCAGUAGUGCCUCAGAUAGUUCUGAAUAUUGAUCUUGCUCCAACAAUUCUGGAUAUAGCAGGACUUGACACACCUCCAGAUAUGGAUGGCAAAUCUGUCCUAAAGCUUCUAGACUUGGAGAGACCAGGAAACAGGUUUCGAACGAACAAGAAGAACAAAAUUUGGCGUGACACAUUUCUGGUGGAAAGAGGCAAAUUUCUACGCAAGAAGGAGGAAUCCAGCAAAAACACUCAGCAGUCUAAUCAACUACCAAAAUAUGAGAGAGUAAAAGAAUUAUGCCAACAAGCAAGAUACCAGACAGCCUGUGAACAACCAGGACAGAAAUGGCAGUGCACAGAGGAUGCUUCUGGCAAACUUCGAAUUCACAAGUGUAAGGUGCCUAGUGACAUACUUGCCAUCAGGAAGAGAACCCGCAGCAUUCACUCCCGGGGAUAUAGUGGUAAAGACAAAGACUGCAACUGUGGAGGCGCUGAUUACCGAAACAGCAGGACCCAGAGAAAAAAUCAAAGACAGUUCUUGAGAAACCCUAAUGCGCAAAAAUACAAACCCCGAUUUGUUCACACUCGCCAAACCCGGUCCUUGUCUGUGGAAUUUGAAGGUGAAAUAUAUGACAUAAAUCUGGAAGAAGAAGAAUUACAGGUGUUAAAGACCAGGAGUAUCACCAAGCGUCACAAUUCUGAAAAUGAGGAAGAAACGGAGGAAAUUGCUGGUGCUGUUGGUGAUGCAAUGUUCGCUGAUGGCGCUGAUGCCAUAGGUCAACCCAGCUCUGUUAGAGUGACACACAAAUGUUUUAUUCUUCCAAAUGACACUAUUCACUGUGAGAGGGAGCUGUACCAAUCUGCCAGAGCCUGGAAGGACCACAAGGCUUACAUUGAUAAGGAGAUUGAAGCUCUCCAAGACAAAAUUAAGAAUUUGAGGGAAGUUAGAGGUCACCUAAAAAGAAGAAAGCCAGAUGAAUGUGAUUGUAGUAAACAGAGCUAUUACAACAAAGAGAAAGGGGUGAAAGCCCAAGAGAAACUCAAGAGCCAUCUUCAUCCCUUCAAAGAAGCAGCACAGGAAGUGGAUGGCAAACUGCAGCUGUUCAAAGAGAACCGGAGAAGGAAGAAGGAAAGGAAGGGGAAAAGGCGCCAGAAGAAAGGAGACGAGUGUAGCCUUCCUGGACUGACGUGUUUUACACAUGACAACAACCACUGGCAAACAGCUCCAUUCUGGAACUUGGGCUCUUUCUGUGCUUGCACAAGCUCGAAUAACAACACUUACUGGUGUUUGCGAACAGUCAAUGACACCCACAAUUUUCUCUUUUGUGAGUUUGCAACUGGCUUCUUGGAAUAUUUUGAUAUGAACACUGAUCCUUAUCAGCUGACCAACACAGUGCACACAGUGGAAAGAGGCAUUUUAAAUCAAUUACACAUACAGCUGAUGGAACUGCGCAGUUGUCAAGGUUAUAAGCAGUGCAAUCCAAGGCCGAAGGGACUUGAAACAGGAAAUAAAGAUGGAGGAAGCUAUGAUCCACACAGAGGACAGUUAUGGGAUGGAUGGGAAGGCUAACCUGCCCAGUUUCACUGGCGACAUUGACUGGCAAGGACUGGAAGACUUGUACAGUGUGAAUGAAAGUGUAUAUGAAUACAGAUACAACUUUAGACUUAGUCUGGCUGACUGGACUAAUUACUUGAAGGAUGUAGAUAGAAUGUUUGCACUGCUGAACAGUUACUACCAGCAAAAUCAAACAGACAAGGAUAAUACUGCUCGAAGCAACGGGAAUGGGGACGAAUCAUCCACGCCUUUUACCUUGGUGGAAAUGACUUCUGCUGAAGAAUCGAGCGGCCUGACUGCAGAAGAGUUGCAGCUGAUUGUGCCAACGGACUUUGCAGCCCUUGCUCUGAGCACAGUGACUUUAAGUCAGGAGAGGAAACUUGAAUUAAACAAUGAUAUUCCUGAGAAAAGUAGUUUGACUGACGCACACUGGAAAAAUAGUCAUCAAGCUGAAAAAUGGAUGGAGGAUAAAGAAUCGGACCGUUUUGAUAUGGAUUUCAGUGGAAAUGGUUUGAUAGAGUUGGAGUCCCGUCACACCUUCAUGCUACAGCCCAUCAGCAUUCCUCAAAAAGACGCUCAUCAGGAUAGUGACACUAUGGAAGAUAUAUUUGAGGAUCAAAUGUAUCUUCCCAUGAGGUCUGAUGAACCCCUCGUUCAUCAGGCUGUAAACAUAUCCAUUAGGGAUUCACCUAUCAGUACCCAGAAAGCAGGAACUUUCUUAAAAAAACCAGAACAGAGUCUUGCAGAAGAAAGUUCACAAAUCCUAAAUGUAGAAGGCAGUGCCUCAGCUCCACUCUCCUUGGAUUAGAUCCAGUUGUAAACCAUUAAAUAAGUUCUCCUUUUUCUUAUUAGCAAACUAAUAAAGGUAAUCAUGGCAACUGACAUUCCAUGUUUAUUGUAGAUACAUUUUGCAGCUAAAUUGAGCCCAGUUCAGUAUUUGUGUGCAUUUUCUUUUAUUUACAUGCACAUGCUUUCACUGUAAUUCUCCCCACUGGGAAGCAAGAUUUCCAGUUUUUCAUUAAAAGAAACAGUGUUAACUUUGAAAUGGGAAAGCUAAAAAUUAUUUCUUUGAAGAGGAUGUCCAGUUACUUUCUCUAUUUCCAAACGAUCCCACCAUGAAUGAGUGUUUCAUUUCACCCACUAUGCCUGCACAAUGUCUUUCUCAUCACUUAUUUUAACCACUGGCAAUUCUUACUGUCACACUUUCAAGUAAAAUGCACUUUUAAAAUCUGUAUGCCAUACCAUUUAUGAAUCUAAUACCUUACAGGUUCUUAGUUUGCUCAUUGUUUCAUGAAAUUGUGAAACCAAUAAAUAGAUUGACAGGAAAGAGGUAUACAGAAUGAAUUGAGGAAACAGACUCUUUGAGUAUUAUUUUAGCAAAAAUAUUGCAUGUUUUUGUUACUUUAAUUAAAUUUACUCUCAGAAAGGUAUGGCUAAUGAUUGUUAACUGUAGAAGGAUUUGUUUAAAUUGGAUUGUUUCCCUAUAUGUUGAUACUGUCAGUAUUAAAAUUCCAUUAAUUUUUUUGACUUUUUUUUUUUGCUGAUACUGGUAAAAAGCAUAUUACAUCAAUAGAUAAAUGCUUUUAUCACCCCACCUGAUUUUUAUUAUUCUGAACAAUAUCUUGAAAGCAUUAUCAUUUUGAGUCUUAAAUUCUUUCUUUGUUUUGAACAGGCAUAAAAGGGAAUGAUAAAAUCAUGUUAGAUUUCCAUUAUUUUAGAAACAAAAGGCACACGAGGUUAAAAAAUAGUAGUUUAGAUAAUUUUUGUUGUAUUCUAAAUUUUUUCUUGAACUUUACCAAACAUUAAAUUUUAUGAAGUAUAAUACCAAAAUGACUUUGAAAUCUGUACUACUCAAAACUUAAUAUUUUCCCUUGCUUUUUCAUAAAUUUCUAAAUAAUUAGCACAACAACAACAACAGAGAAUUACCUCAAAAGGUGUAAUUCCAUAGUGUCCAACUCACGGGUGUUUCCUAUCUCUUACAUGUUAUUUAGUGUAGUGAGUAUUUUUUGGCUAUUGCAAGCACUGCAGGUUAAACUUACAUUCAUUACAUUGUAUUUUAAGUUGAAACUUUUUAAAAAGGAGAUUCUUUUAGUAGGAUUAAUAAUUUUAAGAAGCAGUCUUUUUGAUGGACUCUGUAAAUAUGUUAAAAUUACUAGUUCUUUAUCUGAUGUAUGUGUCAUGGGCUGAUUGAUAGAAAAACAUAUUUAUGGUCAUGAAUGAUGCUAUUUGUACAUAGGUUUUAAGUUACUAGGAUAUAAACUGUGUUUUUAAAUCUUGUAUAAUACUUCUGUGAUACUUUUAUAGUACAAUUCUGGCUUCGGGAAAGUCUAGAAGCAAUAUUUCUUGAAAUAAAAAGUGUUUUACUUUACCUGCUUCAGAGAAGUCCAGAUGAUCCAAUUUUCCUCCUAAAUAAGUUUUAUUUUAAAAGUAUGUUAACAGUUCGAGUUUUAAGAAUCCAUCCACAUUUAAAACAACGGGUAACAAAAUAACACACAACAUUCUGUUAGCUAUAAAUUAUUCCUGGAGAUGUGAAUAAUAUAUAUUUCUUUGUUUAAGACAUGCUGUGACUUUAUGUUUUUUAAUUCCAAACUCAUCUGGUCCUUUCUUCCUGGAAGUCAAUGCACCGAGCUGCACAACCAGCAGUUCCCAGAAGGCAGGCAACAUUACAUAAAGCCAUGUCCUGCUUUGCUGCUCUCUCUCCUCCCUGAAGAGUUCUCCCUGUGACAGCAAAGCACAGUAGACAGGACACACAGGGCUUACCAAGAGUGGACCACAGAUCUUUAGCCAGGAGGAGUGUCUCGCUGUACAAGAGUCAUCACAAAAAAGAAUUUAGGUUUCAAAGUAAACUCCCUCACUCCCUCUUACUUGCACUCUGUGUUUGUUCGACAGGCUGUGAAUAAGAUUAGCUUCAUACCCAAACUCAGCCUCUGAAUCUGUGCUUCUUGAACUCUUCUUUCUUUUACAUAGUCCUUGGACACUGAUGCUCCGGCCAGUGUGAAGUGACAGAUGAAAUUUAUGGGAAUCAGGAAAGAGGGUGAACCUAAGUGUUCAAAAAGCAGUCAUUGCAGUGCCAGAUAGACCCUGAGAGAUGUCUGCCCUGGAAAGCACACUGGGAAGUACAGGAUGUAUUUCAAAACAGGGUGCAGAGUAGGCUGAGCCAGUGAGUUUGGGAGGACUUGAAGGACAAAGGCAAAUUGAAGCAAGGUCCCAUAUAACUACCUUUCCUAUCUUUUGCAGGGAAUUAUCCAGCACCAACAAUGUCCCCUACAUUCUUUAGAAGAGCUCUUCUUUGAAAGAACCAAGCAAGAUGCUUUCUUCUCUCUUAAUGCUUAGGUAGAGAUAAAGAAGG